AUGGCGUCGUCUAGCCAUACAAACCAGAAUCAAGAUAAUGACAGUGAAGAAGAACAAUUAUAUAUAUAUGCUGCAGUCGCGAUGUGUGGGGCUAUUACAUAUGAAAUGGAGUUAAGCAUGCAACCACGCCAACCUGUAAAUACAUCUUCAUUAAAUGGUCACGAUUAUAUGGUGGAACUGCUGAAUGGUCAUCCUAGAAGAAUUUACAAUAAGUGUCGCAUGAGCAAAAGAUGUUUUCAAACCUUAUGUUAUAUAUUGGCACAACGAGGCAAACUGCGAGUAACCAGACACAUGAGUAUUGAAGAACAAGUAAUGAUAUUUUUGACAACAGUUGCCAAAAAUGCAUCUAAUCGUGAUUGUGGGGAGGAUUACCAGCAUUUCGGUGAGACAAUCAGUAGAUAUGUCCAUGCAGUUUGUGAUGCGAUAGUGGAGUUGAUGUCAGUCUUUAUCAAGUCACCUGACUUUACUGAUGUUCCAUUGGAGAUAUCGACCAACCCAAACUUUUACCCAUUCUUUAAGGACUGUAUUGGAGCGAUUGACGGUACACAUAUACGUGGGUCGACGCCAAUUGAGGUAGCUGAUACGUAUCGAAAUCGUAAAGGGGCAUUGUCGCAGAAUGUGAUGGCCGUCUGCGACUUCAAUAUGUUGUUCACAUAUGUCGUCACUGGCUGGGAAGGAUCUUCCCAUGACGCAAGGGUUCUAAAUUCAGUUUUAGAUGAUCCUGGUUCGGGUUUCCCGCAUCCUCCUCCAGGUAAAUAUUACUUAGUAGAUGCGGGUUAUGCGAACAAAGGUGGGUUCCUCGCCCCACAUAGACAGGUUCCUUAUCAUGUUUCUGAUGUGCGUCGUAACCUUUCUGGACCUAUGGAGUUGUUUAAUUACAGACAUGCAUCGCUUCGGAAUGUUGUGGAGAGGACCUUUGGUGUUUUUAAAAAAAGGUUCCGCAUUCUUGAUGGCAUGAAUAAUUACCCGUUGCAGCGGCAAGCUAACAUUGUUAUGGCAUGUUGUGUAAUUCAUAAUUUUAUCAAAAAGUUCGAUACGAACGACCCUAUCUUCCAAAGGUUUAAUGGCAAUGGAGUUUGUGAGGAAGGAAAUGGGACGAGUUCGAAUCAACUGACUCAGCGUAAUACAGACGACAUGGGAAGGAUAAGGGAUAGCAUAACUACUGCUCUGUGGGCAGAACAUGAGUCCAACUCGUAUUGA
Messenger RNA from Pistacia vera, 1200 nucleotides. Its product is annotated as putative nuclease HARBI1. The coding region runs from base 1 to 1200 and encodes 399 amino acids. The transcript has 3 exons. The record is from RefSeq and is a predicted model, not a curated record. Lineage: Eukaryota; Viridiplantae; Streptophyta; Magnoliopsida; Sapindales; Anacardiaceae.